Molecule: messenger RNA, 2940 nt
Organism: Fonsecaea erecta
Lineage: Eukaryota; Fungi; Ascomycota; Eurotiomycetes; Chaetothyriales; Herpotrichiellaceae
Exons: 1
Coding region: 1-2940 (979 amino acids)
Source: RefSeq, a predicted model, not a curated record
AUGGAGAGCGGUUUGAAGAAGCUAUGGACUCGCCGGAAGAGCAAAGGGAAUGACGGAAGACAAGACGGAUUCAGCCUUCUGAGGAAGAGCCAGAGCACUGACCACGCCCUCCGAUCGGCCAAUGCAAUCCCUCCGUCAAAGCAUACUCGUAAUGCCUCGACAGAUGCUCAAUACAAACCGAGUGUCAACAACAGAGUUCAGUCGGUAUUGGCUGGAGUGGCUGCGAGACCCUCAACCUCUUGGUCGCGACCUGAAACAGAUGGAAGCGGCAGCUUAAUGAAUGCCGUCAAUCUCGCAGCUGACGCCGUUGCCAAAUCAGGGCAAGAAUAUCAAUACCCUGCGGACAGAUACCCGAAAGACCAGGUCCGGCCCAAGACCCCUCGAUAUGUGGACAUUUUUUCCCUCGCGAACUCCCCCAGUCCAAGUUUGAGACCGGGUUACAAUGAGGACGUGGCCGAACGGAACCUGGACUUGGCUCGAGUCGCUCUCGAAGGCACUCACCAGUACAUGCCUUCAUCGAAGUUUCAAGAAGAAGUCGCCGCCAGGAAUGCAUAUCCUAAUCUCCCUGGUAGCGAUAGCAUUGAUAGCUCUCCGUCUGUCCGUCAAAAUGGGUUCCAUGGCAGCCCGUCGACUGGCCCGAUUAGAGGGAUAUCCAGCCCUGUGAGCAGCCACCCGCAUUCGCCUCAAAAAUUCGGGGAGCGACCUUUCUCCAGGCGCACUCAAAAUGUUCAUAGUUCGAUUGGGUCACACUCUCGACAACAAAGUAAUCGAUCCUGGGAUUCUCAGGGACUGGUGCAUGAAUUGCCGGCUUCGAGGCAUAGUAUCGAGGACCAUCGCCAGCAGCAAACACUGGCAAGCCCGGCGACAACAGUGGCGAGCAGUUCCCACGAGCCUAUACACGGCCAUCCAAGCGCAGGCUCAGCAGAGUUCUACCCUGCUAUCUUUCCUAAUGGUGCUCUCAGCCAUUAUCAACUUUCAGCCUCGGAAUUACCACGACUGAAGUCUAAUGAAUCACCCCAAAUGCAGCGGCAAGGUGUCGUUACAUCCCCAGAUCACUCGACGGAUUCCCAGGCCUACAGCCAUUCAGUGCGAUCGCCCUCAAACUUGAGUAACGCGUCUUCCGUGAAGCGAACAAUCAACCUGCCCAACCGAACAAUCAUGGAUUUGACCGGCAACGAUUCAGAGGUCUUCUCUGAAGGCUCUCCUCCGUCAAAUUACAGCUCUUCUCCUAUUCUGGAACAUGUCAAGGUCGAUACGACGCCGAAAGUUCAAGGAGCCGUCAUAUCUGGGACGUCCUCUGUUGAUGGCAAGACUGAAAUCAGUCUGACCCAAACAACAGGUCAUCCGCCUACCACGAUUCAACAGGCGGCCGCCGUUGGCAAUCUAGCAACUCACCGACCGCCGUCCGAGCCUCGGUCAGAACUGCCCAGGGCAGAAGAUCCUCCUCGUUGUCAUUUUGCCAUUACUUUUUCACCGAUCACCACUAUUGCAUCCGCAUCACCUCGAGCAAGCGUUGUUUUGGAAGCCCCGAAUACAUCCGGCCAAACAGGGCAGAUUCAACUCACCCCUGAAUUGGUCGAGUUGCAAAACCAACAAAAUGAAACCAAGGUGGCGUUACGCUCAGGCCAGCCGGGGCACCAAAGCGAUCGCGAACCUGAUCAUCCUUCAAGAAACAGUUUCACUGAGUUUGAGCAUCAGAACCCGCCGUCCGACAGAGAGAGUCGAAAUGGAGCUAUCGCUGAAAGCCAGGUUGGAAAGCCGGUUGAACCUGUAAUACAAGGGUCGCCGGCAAUUGCAUCAUUCGAGCCUGACCAUGAUCUCGAUCCAACGUUUUCGCGCCGCCCAUACGUUCACAUGGCUCCAGAAAGUCCAAACUCGACAGGGUUUGGUGAUCCGGUUCGUCCUUCCACCGUGAACGCUAGGGAAUUUACGAGCACUCCUGGCAGAUCAAUGCUGACAAGUGUGCCCGAAGAAGUAGAAGUCAAGAGUAAUGGUCACGCAACGUCGCCAGGAGAGCUUAUGACAGAGACAUUGCCAAGCCGCAGUCACCUGUAUAUCGACAGCGACCCUUCAAAGGAGCGACUUCAGUCUGCUCUCGGGUACCAGUCGACGUUUGACGAGAGCGAAUAUGCGCAAAAGCAAGCCAAGGCCCGUGCAGCUCUCAUUCGACUUCAGCAUAGUUUGAAUGAGGCUUUCCUCGCCCAUCCAAGUCCUGCGCCAGAUUCGCCAUCAACCAGAUAUAGCCCUUCCAAACAUGCUUACUCCUUCAGCGACGGGAGACCAGCUGCGCCGUCUACCAUCUUUUCACAGGUCAGACACUCACCCUCCCCGACAGAUGCGAUGGGCGAGGCUGACAGGCGAUUUGAGGAUGGUAGAAUGGAAACCUCUUACCACCAUGCGACGACGGUGUCGCGCGAGAAGGAGGGUGGAAAGGCUCGGAGAAAGAAAUCAUCCCGUAGUUCCGCCAAAUCCGAAGCCACUCACGAGAAGGGAAAGCAAAGAGCAGAAUCCGAGCUGAACGGGCCUGGUCCAUCCAUCGUCGAUGACCAAGAUAGCCCGAAGCAGCCGCUACACCUCCCGCCUCCUCUCCGCCUCAAUGGCCAUCCUUUUCAUCAUAAUUUGCAAUACCAGCCGCCAAGUCCAGGCGAGAUUUCCCUCUCGAACUUCCCAAUACCUGUGUCCUCUCCUCGCCAAUCAGUCAUUCGACCUCCAGUGACUGAGGACACUGAGAGACAACAGACGCCGACGCCAACCCAGCAGCACGCUCAUCCACAACAGGAUGCCACCACCGCUGCUGAAAUGAAAGAACGCAUCUUGCGGCGCCAGGCCAGUCAACGAAGUCAGGCAAGCGGCGGCUCGGCGUUUAGUAUUCCUCAACAUAUGAUCCCUGAUCGAUCAAGUAGCAGACGAGACCGAUCGGUAAUGGAGACCGACGAAUGA